Molecule: messenger RNA, 1461 nt
Organism: Aspergillus alliaceus
Lineage: Eukaryota; Fungi; Ascomycota; Eurotiomycetes; Eurotiales; Aspergillaceae
Product: mitochondrial 54S ribosomal protein mL67
Exons: 2
Coding region: 196-1233 (345 amino acids)
Biological process (GO): positive regulation of mitochondrial DNA replication; DNA recombination
Cellular component (GO): nucleus; mitochondrial large ribosomal subunit
Molecular function (GO): DNA strand exchange activity; single-stranded DNA binding; structural constituent of ribosome
Source: RefSeq, a predicted model, not a curated record
UGGUUUGGUUGGCUUGCCUUGCCUUGCCUUUGCACUCCCCGUCGAAAAAUUGAUCCGCUCUCACUUCCCAGCUCCCGACACCACCACUUUCCCCCGAAUCGUUAUGCAGUAGAGGGCCGCUCAAACUCUUUCCACCCUACACCUCAUCCUCGUCAAUAAAGAGAGAAUAGACGCAGCAGUGCGUGUCUGGCCGCAAUGGCCUCACAAUCCGUCACCAAGCCAUUCCAGAAGAUCCUGGACCCGACCAAAAUCGGGACAUGGAAUAUCAUCCGCCGCCCACCAAUCGAGAACCACAGUGUGAUCCAGGGAAAAGCGCGGGAACAGAACUCGAAUGCCUUCAAGACACAUCAAUUCAAGGAGGGAGUCCGGUUACGGAAGGCCCUGAAUGCUAUCACCCAUGGCAAGAACAUCUUCGUCUAUCACAAUAUCCGGACCAACCAGGUUGUCUACUCAUUGACACGGUAUCUGGAGAAAAACAGUGUCCUCCGCCAGCUGGUAUACCACGGCAAGAAAACCGUCCCCGCUACUCUCCGAAAGGACAUGUGGGUGCCCUACUACUCGGUCCAUUUCAACGAACCCAAGGUCGGCCUCCGGGCGUACCAUCUCCUCCGUGAAUUUGCCAUGCAACGUCAGCUCUCCCCUCCCCGCGAGAUGAUCACUAUUACCGAAAAAUUCCUGGACCAAAAGAGGCCCAAAAACCCCAACGAGGCCAAGGAGUUCGACGAGAAAUACAAAGACAAGGUCGGCUGGUUGAUGGAGAAGAAGGACCGCGCCCGUGCCGUGAUGGACCAGAAGGCCACCAGUGUUGCCGAUAUCUCUGCCGUUCUGGCGAUCCAAGAAGAGGAGCUUGCGAAUGGCUUCGCUGAUGGCAAGAGGGGAUACCUUACUCGCACUGCUAGGCGGCGCCGCAGGGAAGCUCGCGCGAAGGAGGCAGCCAAGGCCGCCGAACAAGCCGGGCGCGUGGCUGAGCUCGAAAAGACCUUGAGUACCUCCCAGGUCGACUACAAGAUCCAGGAGCCCGAGGGCUCGAAUACACUGGAAGGAAACGGUGUCAAAAUCCUUUGGACUGAUAUUCACUAUGCUUCUUACGCUGAGUCUUGGCCUGAGCAUGUCCGCCAUGGCGAGCUCGACCUGACCCGCCAACACGUUAUGCCAGGACAGAAGGUUAAUCACGGCGUGGAAGUUCUUGCGGAUAAGACCUUCGAGGAGAAGCAACCCGAGCAGAAGGCCUAAGGGCGCUCGAGGAAUUGUAUUGAAUACUGAUGGGAACUUGUGUGGAUAUUACCUUGGAAACAUGUAUUCGUUCUUCGCAUAUACAGAUUUGUAUUUUUAGAUGAUGCAAUGGCGUUUGGCAGAUGCUUAAUUUAUUACUCCCUCUUACUCGAUUCUCCAACUAUAAAGUGUGAUAUUGAGUACAAUAUCUGCAAGGGCCGCAGCGACUUCUCUUUGUGAGUUCAGAUU